AAUCAUAUGAACACAGACUGUGGACUCGCUGUAAACAUCUGAAGUUAGUCAUUAACGCAGUUUAAACACUGCACCGUCAUUUUUGCCCUGGUCCUUGUCUCCCGAAAUAAGGUUUUUUUUCCAGUUGGAGUCAUGGGGCAGUUGUUCUUCUGCAUUUCCGUCCUGGUUGCCCUGUGGUCUACGAGAGUCGUCGGCACGUCAGUGUUCUACAGCGGCUCGCAGGCCAACGCCGUCCUGAGGACCAAGCGGGCCAACAGCUUCCUGGAGGAGCUGAAGCCCGCAUCCCAGGAGCGCGAGUGCGUGGAGGAGGUGUGCGACUUCGAGGAGGCCUGCGAGAUCUUCCUGACCCGAGAGGCCACGCUGGAGUUCUGGACUGUGUACACGGACGGGAACCAGUGUGAGAAGAACCCCUGUGUGAACGGGACCUGCGUGGACCAGUUCCAGUCCUACGCCUGCAAGUGCAACCCGGGUUUUGAGGGCAGACACUGUGACCAAAUCAGCACAGUUUUUAACUGCACGGGGCAUAACGGGGACUGUGACCAAGUGUGCCGGGAGAGUGAGGACGGAAAAAGUCGCUUCUGCAGCUGUCUCUCUGGAUACCGUCUCCAAGACGACUCCAGAACCUGCAUCCCCGCAGAGGAGUACGCCUGUGGACAGCAGAUCGUGCCCCGGGUCACGGACGAGAAACCCAGGGUGGGGUUACAGCCCUGGAUGGUGGGGGGAGAGGUUGGGAAGAAGGGAGAGAGUCCCUGGCAGGCGCUGAUAAUGAAUGAGAAGGGGCAGUUCCACUGUGGGGGGGUGCUGAUAGACCAGUUCUGGGUCCUCACUGCGGCUCACUGUCUGGAGACCAGCAAGCGGUUCAGCGUAAGACUGGGAGACUACGAGCGCUUUAAAAAAGAGGGCACGGAGGUGACCAUACCCGUGGACGAGGCCAUCUCCCACCCCGACUACGACACGGUCACCGUGGACAACGACAUCGCCCUGCUGCGCCUGGAGCAGGCGGUGAGCUACACGCCGUACAUCGUGCCCGUGUGCCUGCCGGACCGGGGCCUGGCGGAGCAGGUGCUGCACCGGAACGGCACCCGGACCAUCGUGACGGGCUGGGGCAAGCAGGACGAGCUGAAGAAGCGGUUCACCUCGGCCCUCAGCUUCAUCGACAUCCCGCUGAUGGACCGCGCCCAGUGCGCCCGCUCCAUGGAGAACAACAUCACGCGCAACGUGCUGUGCGCCGGCCAGCUGGGCCGGCGGGAGGACGCCUGCGAGGGCGACAGCGGGGGGCCCAUGGUCACGCGCCACCGGGGCACCUGGUUCCUCAUCGGCCUGGUGUCCUGGGGCGAGGGGUGCGGCCGAAGAGACAAGGUGGGCAUCUACACCAAGGUCUCCAACUACCGGGAGUGGAUCGACAGCGUGCGCAAAGGGCACGCUCCAGCUGCUAAGCCCGCCCCCUCACACUAACCCCGCCCCUAAACUCCCCUCCUGACCCCGCCCCUAAUGUCCUGGCCCCCAGACCCCCACGCAGGGGGUAAAGGUAGCAGCCCAUCUAUGGUGCGAGUCUACAUUGCUUUGUAAAAUAAACUGACACUUUGAAAAAAAA
Messenger RNA from Anguilla rostrata (American eel), 1594 nucleotides. It is a transcript of the gene proca, whose product is annotated as protein C (inactivator of coagulation factors Va and VIIIa), a. Gene Ontology annotation, cellular component: extracellular region. NCBI's taxonomy places the organism in Eukaryota, Metazoa, Chordata, Actinopteri, Anguilliformes, Anguillidae. The transcript is spliced from 9 exons. Gene Ontology annotation, biological process: proteolysis; blood coagulation. The record is from RefSeq and is a predicted model, not a curated record. The coding region runs from base 133 to 1455 and encodes 440 amino acids. Gene Ontology annotation, molecular function: calcium ion binding; serine-type endopeptidase activity.